CAGCGCUGGUCAGCUGGGGUGUCAGAGUACUCGAAAGCUCUGCAGGAUUCCAGUUAACCCCUGGUAGACUCUGCUGGUCUGGAAUAGAGUCAAAGAUAAUCUUCGCAGCUGGUCAGGGUGGAAGGCGGUCGUCUUAUUGAAUCUAGCUCAGCACCCGGGACUCGGACAGACGUGGUAUCGCAGUGACCGUCUCACGAUGACCGGAACCAGGCAGCUGUACGCGUCGUUUGACCCGGCCAGGUAUCACCGGGAGUACUACUCGGAGGUGGACCCCGAGGUGCAGUUCUUCCUCCAGCAGCUGCACCAGACAUUCGCUGAAGGGCUGACCGACUGCCCGGGUCGGGAAGUUCUGGACAUUGGCUGUGGUCCGACCAUCACCGCCGUACUAUCUGCGUCCCGGUGGGCCGACACCAUCACAAUGGCCGACCUCGUGCCUGCCAACCGAGAGGCGGUUAUGGAGUGGCUGAAGGAGGGGGAAGAUCAGCUGGACUGGAGCCCCCACCUGAAGUACGUGGCUGCCCUGGAGGGAGGUGGGGUGACUCCGUCCCAGCUUGCCGACCGGGUCCGACGUAAGGUCAGCCGAGUCCUUCCAGCAGAUGUUCUGCAAGAAGAGCCGCUGGGAGCCGCCGUCCCGAACAGGCACGUGGUAAUGCAGAGCGUCUGA
Molecule: messenger RNA, 664 nt
Organism: Amphibalanus amphitrite
Lineage: Eukaryota; Metazoa; Arthropoda; Thecostraca; Balanomorpha; Balanidae
Product: phenylethanolamine N-methyltransferase-like
Exons: 3
Coding region: 197-664 (155 amino acids)
Cellular component (GO): cytosol
Molecular function (GO): N-methyltransferase activity
Source: RefSeq, a predicted model, not a curated record